UUCAUUAGCGUUCAGUCGUUACUUCCAAUUACACCAAGUUCAAGUUCCGACUUCCAACGUCUCUUUUUUCUUUCCUAGAUUCAGAUUCCACUCCGAUUCUGCAACAAAGGUGAGCUUGAUCAGGGUUGAAUCUAGCUGGAUUAUUUUUGACACUGCUCAUCCCGAAAUACUGCUUUCCACACUGUUGUAUCAUCGCCUCUACGAAAUUAAAUUUCUUUCUUGGCUCUGUUACUGAAUCAGUAGCUUUGCAACUUGCUCACUAUCAGCUGAUACGUGUUUUACAUAUCUUUUGAAGAAUAAUAGAUACUUCCACAAAGAAGAUUUUCCUGCAAUGGAUGUUGUCAGUGUCAUUCUGAAACCAGUUGUCGAGACACUUAUGGAACCUGUUAAGAAGCAUCUAGGCUACCUCAUUUACAGUACAAAACAUGUGAGGGAUAUGAGUAGCAAAAUGAGGGAGUUAAAUGCAGCAAGACAUGCCGAAGAAGACCACUUGGACAGGAACACUAGAACUCGUCUUGAGAUUUCAUCUCAGGUUAGGAGUUGGUUGGAAGAAGUGGAAAAGAUCAAUGCAAAAGUACAAACCGUUCCUAGUGAUGCCGUUGCUUGUUGCAGUCUCAAGAUUAGACACACAGUUGGAAGGGAAGCCUUCAAGCUAAUUGAGAAGAUUGAAAGUGCCACAAGACAACACUCUUUGAUCACAUGGACUGAUCAGCCCAUUCCUUUGGGAAAAGUUGAUACCAUGAAGGCUUCCUCCUCCACACCAUCAAGUGAUCACGAUGACUUUCAGUCAAGAGAAAAAACUUUUAUUCAAGCACUGAAAGCACUUGAACCAAACAACACAUCCCAUAUGAUAGCGUUAUGUGGGAUGGGCGGAGUGGGGAAGACCACAAUGAUGCAAAGGCUGAAAAAGGUUGCCAAAGAAAAUAGAAUGUUCAGUUACAUUGUUGAGGCAGUUAUCGGGGAAAAAACAGACCCCAUUGCUAUUCAACAAGCUGUAGCAGAUUACCUUCGUAUAGAGUUAAAAGAAAGCACUAAACCAGCAAGAGCUGAUAAGCUUCGUGAAUGGUUCAAGGCCAACUCUGGAGAAGGUAAGAAUAAGUUCCUUGUAAUACUUGAUGAUGUCUGGCAGUCCGUUGAUCCGGAAGAUAUUGGUUUAAGUCCUUUUCCAAAUCAAGGUGUCGACUUCAAGGUCUUGUUGACUUCACGAGACGAACACAUUUGCACAUUGAUGGGGGUUAAAGCUAAUUCAGUUAUUAAUGUGGGACUUCUAACUGAAGCAGAAGCACAAAGUCUGUUCCAGCAAUUUGUAGAAACUUCUGAGCCCGAGCUCUGUAAGAUAGGAGAAGUUAUCGUAAGAAAGUGUUGCGGUCUACCUAUUGCCAUCAAAACCUUGGCGUGUACUCUAAGAAAUAAAAGAAAGGAUGCAUGGAAGGAUGCACUUUCACGUAUAGAGCACUAUGACAUUCGUAGUGUUGCCCCUAAAGUCUUUGAAACGAGCUACCACAAUCUCCAAGACGAGGAGACUAAAUCCAUUUUUUUAAUGUGUGGUUUGUUUCCUGAAGACUUUAAUAUUCCUACUGAGGAGUUGAUGAUGUAUGGAUGGGGCCUAAAGAUCUAUGAUAGAGUUUAUACGAUUAGAGAAGCAAGAAACAGAAUCAACACCUGCAUUGAGCGACUAUUGCAGACAAAUUUGUUAAUUGAAAGUGAUGAUGUUGGGUGUGUCAAGAUGCACGAUCUGGUCCGUGCUUUUGUUUUAGGUAUGUAUUCUGAAGUCGAGCAUGCUUCAAUUGUCAACCAUGGUAAUAUGCCAGGGUGGACUGAAACUGAUAUUACUGACUCUUGCAAAACAAUUUCAUUAACAUGCAAGAGCAUGUCCGAGUUUCCAGAAAACCUCAACUUUCCAAACCUAACAAUUUUGAAACUUAUGCAUGGAGAUAAGUCGCUAAGGUUUCCUCAAGACUUUUAUAAAGGAAUGGAAAAGCUUUGGGUUAUAUCAUACGAUAAAAUGAUGUAUCCAUUGCUUCCCUCGUUAACUCAAUGCUCCACCAACCUUCGAGUGCUUCACCUCCAUCGAUGCUCAUUAAUGAUGUUUGAUUGCUCUUGUAUUGGAAAUAUGUUGAAUCUUGAAGUGCUUAGCUUUGCUAAUUCUAGCUUUGAAUGGUUGCCUUCUACGCUCGGAAAUUUGAAGAAGCUAAGGUUACUUGAUCUGAGACAUUGUCAUGGUUUUCUUAUCGAACAGGGUGUCUUGAAAAAUUUGGUUAAACUUGAAGAACUCUAUAUUGGAAAUGCAUCAGCAUUUAAAGAUUAUAACUGCAAUGAGAUGACAGAACGAUCAAACAGGCUUUCUGCGUUAGAAUUUGAGUUCUUUAAGAACAAGGCUCAAGUGAAGAAUAUGUCAUUUGAGAAUCUUGAACGAUUCAAGAUCUCAGUGGGACGCUCUUUAGAUGGAUAUAUCACUAAGAGUAGACACUCAUAUGAAAACACGUUGCAGUUGGUGACCAAUAAAGGUGAAAUAUCAGACUGUAAACUUAAUGAGUUGUUUGUGAAAACAGAGGUGCUUUGUUUAAGCAUAGAUGGUAUGAAUGAUCUUGAAGAUAUUGAGGUGAAGUCGACACAUCCUCCUCAAUCCUCUUCAUUCUGCAAUUUAAGAGUCCUUGUCGUUUCUGGGUGUGCAGAGUUGACAUACCUAUUCAAACUCUGUGUUGCAAACACUUUGUCAAAGCUUGAGCAUCUAGAAGUUUACAAUUGUGGUAAUAUGGAAGAACUCAUACAUAAUGGUGCGAGGGGUGGUGGAAAAGAGACAGUUAUGUUCCCCAAUCUGAAAUUUUUAUCUUUGCGUGAACUACCGAAGCUAUUAGGUCUAUGUGAUAAUGUCAGCCUAAUUAAGCUACCACAACUCGUAGAGUUGCAACUCAAGGGCAUUCCAGGUUUCACAAGCAUUUAUCCGCAAAGCAAGUUGGAAACAUCUAGUUUGUUGAAGGAAGAGGUUGUAAUUCCUAAGUUGGAGACACUUCGAAUUGAUGACAUGGAGAAUUUAAAGGAAAUAUGGCCUUGUAAACUUAGUAAAGGCGAAAAAGUUAAGCUGAGAGGGAUUAAAGUGAGAAAUUGUGAUAAACUUAUGAAUCUAUUUCCAUACAAUCCCAUGUCUCUGUUGUGUCAUCUUGAAGAGUUUGAAGUCGAGAAUUGUGGUUCCAUUGAAACGUUAUUCAACAUAGACUUGGAUUGUGCCGACACAAUUGGAGAAGAAUACAACAACAGCAGCUUAAGAAGCAUCAGAGUGGGGAAUUCAGCGAAGCUAAGAGAGGUGUGGAGGAUAAAAGGUGGAGAUAAAUCUUGUCCCCUUGUUUGUGGCUUUCAAGUUGUUGAAAGAAUAAGCAUCUGGAGAUGUGAGAGGUUUAGAAAUGUAUUCACACCUAUCGCCACCAAUUUUGAUCUGGGGGCACUUUUGGAGAUUCUUAUAGAAGAUUGCGGAGGAGAAACAGGGAGAUUCAAUGAAUCAAAAGAGAGUAGCCAAGAGAAAAAGACUAAUAUUCUGUCAGUGGAAGAGACGUUACAAGAAGUCACUGGCAAUAUUUCUAAUGUUGUAUUCCCAUCCGGUCUCAUACCCUCUUUUCAUAACCUCCAUAAACUUUACUUGAAGAAGUAUAAUGGAGUGAAGGUCGUGUUUGAGAUAGAGAGUCCAACAAGUACAGAAUUGGUAACAACUCCCUAUAACCAACAUCCUAUACUUCCAUACCUCGACGAAUUGUAUCUAACUGAUAUGGACAACAUGAGCCAUGUGUGGAAGUGCAACCGGAAGAAUUUCCUCAAUCUUCCAAAACAAGAAUCUGAAUCUCCAUUCCACAACCUCACAAACAUACAUAUUGGGUAUUGCAAAAGCAUUAAGUACUUGUUUUCACCUCUCAUGGCGGAACUUCUUUCCAACCUAAAGAAAGUCAAUAUAGAAGGUUGUGAUGGUAUUGAAGAAGUGGUUUCAAACAAAGAUUACGAGGGUGAAGAAAUGACUACUUUCACAUCUACAUCUACCCACACAAGCACCAUCUUGUUCCCUCAGCUUGAUUCUCUCACUCUAUUUGGCCUGAACAAUCUGAAGUGUAUCGGUGGAGGUGGUGCCAAGGAUUGGAACAAUGAAAUAUCUUUCAAAAAUACCACUACAACUACCGUUUUUCCUGAUCAAUUUAAGUUGUCUGAAGCAGCAGGUGGUGUUUCUUGGAGCUUAUGCCAAUACGCUAGAGAGAUAAAAAUAGAAAAGUGUGAUGCAUUGUCAAGUAUGAUUCCAUGUUAUGCAGCAGGACAAAUGCAAAAACUUCAAGUGCUGAAGAUAUGGUUGUGCGAUGGGAUGAAGGAGAUAUUUGAAACUCAAUUAGUGACGAGCAAAAACAAGAUUGGUUGUGAUGAAGGAAAUGGUAGAAUUCCAAGACUAAAUAACAUUAUUAUGCUUCCCAAUCUAAAGAUAUUGGAAAUCACAAUAUGUGACCGUUUGGAACAUAUAUUCACAUUCUCUGCAAUUGGAAGCCUGACACAUCUCGAAGAGUUAACGAUAUAUAAUUGCGAGUCAAUGAAAGUGAUUGUGAAGAAGGAAGAAGAAGAUGCAUCCUCAUCAUCAUCAUCUAAGGAGGUUGUGGUCUUUCCUCAUCUAAAGUCCAUUGAACUAAGUUAUCUACCAAAGCUGGAGGGUUUCUUCUUGGGAAUGAAUGAGUUCCAGUUUCCUUCAUUGGAUAAGGUUACCAUCAAGAAAUGCCCCCAAAUGAGAGUGUUUGCACCUGGUGGGUCCACAGCUCCCCAAAUCAAGUUUAUACACACAAGAUUAGGCAAACAUGCUCUUGAUGAAUCUCCCCUUAACUUCUUUCAUGUUCAGCAUCAUCAGAUCGCUUUCCUGAGUUUACAUGGUGCAACCUCGUGCACUGCGCCUUCAGAAGCAAUACCUUGGUAUUUUCAUAACUUGAUCGAAUUAGAUGUGGAACGGAAUCAUGAUGUUAAAAAUAUUAUUCCAUUCAGUGAGUUACUGCAACUGCAAAAGCUGGAAAAAAUUAGUGUGAGUGAUUGUGAGAUGGUAGAUGAGUUGUUUGAAAAUGCAUUGGAAGCAGCAGGGAGAAAUCGUAGUAAUGGAUGUGGUUUUGAUGAAUCAUCACAAACUACUACUCUUGUCAAUAUUCCAAACCUAAGAGAAAUGAGGUUGGAUUCGUUAGGUAAUCUCAGGUAUAUAUGGAAAAGCACUCAGUGGACACUUUAUGAGUUUCCGAACCUAACAAGUCUCUAUAUUGGUUGUUGCAAUAGUUUAGAACAUGUAUUUACUAGUUCCAUGGUUGGUAGUCUAUUGCAACUCCAAGAGCUACAUAUAAGGGACUGCCGCCAUAUGGUGGAGGUCAUUGUUAAGGAUGCAGAUGUUGCUGUAGAAGCAGAAGAAGAAUCUGAUGGCAAGACGAAUGAGAUACUUGUGUUACCUAGUCUAAAGUUCUUAAAACUUGAUGGACUUAGAUAUCUUAAGGGGUUUACCUUGGGGAAGGAGGACUUUUCAUUCCCAUUAUUGGAUACUUUGAUCAUCUAUAGAUGCCCAGGAAUAACGACUUUCACCAAGGGAUAUUCCGCUACUCCAAAGCUAAAAGAAAUAGUAACAAGUCUUGGGUCAUUUUACGCAGGGGAAGACAUCAACUCCUUUAUAAAGAACAAACAAGAGGCAUUCAAAAAAGACCAAGACUCUUAUUAACGUGAAGUAAACAUUAAAGGUAGGUUUCUGUCGUUGAAUGGUGAUGACCAUCUAAACCAAUUGACUAUCUGUUGGUAGUAUUGAAGGAUAGAACUGUUGAUCAUAUGAAGAGGAACUAAACAAGAGCAUGGUUGCUAUGAAGAUGUUAACGUAUCAAUCAAAUAACAAGCUACUCACUGAUCUAAGUUUCUUGGUUGGAUGUUGAUUUUAAUGUUUCAGAUUCGUUGGUAUCAUUAUGUGGGUUUAUCAGUGUUAACGAGAUAAAGAGUGACUUAACCUAGAUUGUGAUGUUAGUAAAUGUUGGACUCAAGCAUGGAAAAAUAGGAAUGACUUAUGAAAAUAUAUGCAAAUUACAAGGGAAGAAUAUUGGAAAUUUAAUUGGUAGGGUUGAAAUUCUUAAUGAAAAUAUUAUUGGGUAUACUUGAAACAAAUACCAUGAAAGUAGUUAGAAGCAGAAUUUGCAGCCAUCUUCAGCUACUUAUAGUCUAUUCUUCUUACCAUCGAACUUCAGUGUUAUUCCUAUUCUUUACAACCCAAGAAAACAGAUUGGUGCAAAUUUUUGUUAGUGCUAAUCAUCAGAAAGGCCAUAAGUAACUGUGAGUAAAGUUUAUAGCUACGAAUACACCUCAAUAGCUUUGAAAAAGUAAAUUCAAAAGAUUUGAAUGAGUUUCAAUCUGUAAACAAGGAUUCAGUUGAGAAAUACAAAAGUAUCCUACAACAAUGUUAACAGACUGAUGGGACUAAAUUUGUAAUAUAAUAAAUCAAACUAUUCAAGUUGAGCGCAUCAUGC
Lactuca sativa (garden lettuce) is the source of this 6497-nucleotide messenger RNA. RefSeq lists its product as uncharacterized. Gene Ontology annotation, molecular function: ADP binding. Lineage: Eukaryota; Viridiplantae; Streptophyta; Magnoliopsida; Asterales; Asteraceae. The record is from RefSeq and is a predicted model, not a curated record.